AUGAAGAAAUCAAUUGCUUGCGGCGCAUGUCGAACCUCAAAGAGAAGAUGCAUCCAUUCUGGUGGACCGCCAUGCAUCCGCUGCAAGGAGAGAGGUGAUGAAUGCAUCUUCCCUCCCAAGGGCACUUCCUUCAUCUUUAGGCGCUCACGACUUGAGCGCCAGGCACGUGCAGCGUCUAGUGCUUUACCGACGGAUGCCAACAUCACAGCUUCGCUUUUAUCAGCCUCCACAGGGCCUCAGGGUGGUAUUGCGGAAGACCUCGACGAGCCCAAGGUUGAUUUGUGGGCGACGGACCCUUUAGACUACGUGACAGAUGAGGUGAAGGAGAGCUAUCUAAGAUGCUCUUACAAGUGGUCCUUUCAUCAUAUGCCUACCUUCUUCGCAUCGAUCCGGAAUAAGACUCUGGAUCGAUCUGUUGCGUGGGCGAUGCUAGCCAUCACAGUCCGUUUUUCCCAGAGACCUCCAGAUGGGUUCUCCAGCCAAAUUCAGACGAGUAACUGCUUCGCCGCGCAUACCAGAUCUCUCAUCCUUCCAUCAAUAGAUGAGCCGAGCUUGCAGCGGAUACAAGUCCUUCUCAUGCUCACGGGCCACUCAUGGGGAUCGGGCGAAGGUAGACGCGCAUGGGUUUACCUUGGAAUGGCUGUGCGAAUGGCUCAAAUCAUGGGCUUGUUCGAAGAUCCUCCAAUCACGACACUGGCCAAAGAAGAAUUUAUCCAUGGGGAAGAACGACGGCGAACCGCAUGGACGUGUUUUCUAAUGGAUAGUCUUUUGAGCGGCGGCAAAGGCCGUGAGCGGCUGCUAUCUGCGGAUAGCAUGCAUAUCCAGUUGCCUUGUGAUACGGGCAACUUCAUCUUCGGCGAGCCGGUCAUCUGUCCCUUCAUAGAAGGCUUUCGAUCCGAUGGCAAUCCUAUGAUCCCUCGAGGCAACUUGGGAAUCAUUGCAUACAGCAUGAGAGUUGCAGAUGUCUGGGGUGCUGUUGCAAAGUGGUCCUGUUCUUCACACCCAAACAACACGCCACCUUGGCAGCCAGAGUCUGAACUCCAGCGUUUAUUACUGCGCUUAAAUGCCUGGAGAGAAUCGCUGCCUCCUCGCCUGCGAUAUGAUCUGUCGCUGCUACACGCCCAUAGUGUCCAGAAUCAAGGACAGGCGUUCUGCUACAUGCACUGCAUCUAUUUCAUGUCUGUCAUAUUUCUUUACCGGUCCUAUCUGCCCGAAUUGGAGAUGCAUGAAGAGGCAGAACAUGAGAACGGCGAUAGGAAGCAAUGGACUGAAUACUCUUGCAGGGAACUUGCAAAAGUUGCGGACCAGGUGUGUGAAAUGCUUCAGGAUAUCCGUGGAUUCGGCCUGUUCUUUCUACGAGGCCUGGUUCCAUGGAUAGGCUUCACUAUUUACACAGCAGUUGGAACGUUGCUUUAUUUUUGGCAUUUCCCUCACGUUAGCGAAGGCGAUCCACAGAUUGAAAGCUGGAGACAGCGCAUCAUUGACGGAUGUGUUUUUCUCAAAGAUAUGAGGCAAGCCUGGCCAAUGGCUGAUACCUGGCGCGAAACCAUCAAGGCAAUGCAUAUAUUCUAUAGCAAUGUCAAGUCCAAGGGCAACCAGGCCAUGAGCCCAAGUGCGCGUCGAGAGAUGCGGAACGCCAUCAUCGACUAUGGUGCAUUACAACCAUCUCCUGUCCAGCCCGCGGAUAGUGGGAGCGAAGAAGAAACUCUGGUGAGGCUUCUCUACCCAUGCAUUUCCACUCACAGACAUGACUUAUAA
Trichoderma virens Gv29-8 is the source of this 1758-nucleotide messenger RNA. RefSeq lists its product as uncharacterized. NCBI's taxonomy places the organism in Eukaryota, Fungi, Ascomycota, Sordariomycetes, Hypocreales, Hypocreaceae. The record is from RefSeq and is a predicted model, not a curated record. Gene Ontology annotation, molecular function: DNA binding; zinc ion binding; DNA-binding transcription factor activity, RNA polymerase II-specific. Gene Ontology annotation, cellular component: nucleus. Gene Ontology annotation, biological process: regulation of DNA-templated transcription; DNA-templated transcription. The transcript is spliced from 4 exons. The coding region runs from base 1 to 1758 and encodes 585 amino acids.